This is a messenger RNA of Folsomia candida, 1403 nucleotides long. RefSeq lists its product as uncharacterized. Bases 154 to 936 code for a protein of 260 amino acids. The record is from RefSeq and is a predicted model, not a curated record. The transcript has 4 exons. Lineage: Eukaryota; Metazoa; Arthropoda; Collembola; Entomobryomorpha; Isotomidae. Gene Ontology annotation, cellular component: membrane.
CAAAAUCGUCAUUCUGCUGAAAGAAGUGCUUUGUCGUUAAGUAAAAAAAUAAGCAGUCAGAUAAAACAAUAAACAAAAUAGAAGCUUUUAGCUCUCAUUUACAAAUUAUCUGCUUUGCCUGAUCUUCACAUCACUGGACUAGCUGAUUCUAAAAUGAUGACCAGAACACAAUUUUCAAAAAUCUGGUUACUUUGCACCGCAACGGCAUUCCUCUCGGUAUCCGCACUUCAAAAAAUCUACCCCUUUUCUGCGACUCCAGCGAAGACAACUCGAGUCCUAUCCACCGAUUGGACGUACACGUUGGAAGACGCCAAAAACAAUUCCUGUAUCAUGAUUGAGACCGCAAUAUUUUUAGACAUUCCCUACAUGGAUAAACAUGGAGAGAUAAAUCUCGCCUCCUUCAGGGUCCCCACAAUCCUAAACAUUUCGGGUAGUUGCUUAGCCGGUUUUAUAAAUUUGACUUGGAAUAGUCCCACAGUUUGGAAAGAAAACUCGUUGGAGCUCUGGUUUGGGCGAAACUCGACGCAUUUCUAUCUUUGGAGAAUUACGGCAAAAGUUUUUCAGGAUUCAAAGCAUUUUACGAGUUUGACAGAUUUUCCACACUAUGAAAAUUUUAGCGGCGACUAUCUCUCUGAUUACUAUAUGCAAUUUGCAACACCGAUCGGUCAUUCUUUUACUUGCAAUGGGGUCGUCGUGUUCAAUGGGCUUAACCGCUGGGAAAGUGUAAGCUUUAAUGGUCCACGAUUUGAAGCAUUCCGAGAAGGCUUGCCCGGGCGGAGGGAGUUCAGUCCAGGUUUGGAAUGUGGACGCAAAAUUCCUCCACUUUCUUCUUUACUUGGUGCAUGGCCCAUCGUUGGCAUAGUGAUUGGAGCAAUAGCGUUAAUCAGUGUUCUUGCGUAUUUUAUUUGGCGUCGAUAUACAUAUAAAGCCUUGUGAAAACGUUUCUCGCCACUUUGUGUUGAAAAAAAUCGAAAGCUUUGAUUUCCAAAAUGCGUAUGUAUUUUACAUUCAACUAGCCAUUCUUUUUCAGGCAUGCCUUAGUAUUUAGGUUUUCCACUAUCCAGGCAGUCAUUCCCUCAUCUAUUUAGUUGAAACUCUGGGGUUAAAUUUAACACCGCAAAUUUAUUUAAAUGUCCGCCUACGCAGCAACUUAUUUAAUGAAAUCUCUUAUUCACACUUUAAAAAAUAAUGUAGGCUUUUUCUGCAAGAAAUUCAUUCUCCGUUAUAUAUUUCGUAAACUACAACCAACCCAACUUGAUAAAGAGCAGAGCUUACUCUGAAUAUAGUAUAAUUCACUGUGUGAACUUAUGUACGUUUCAAAAUUAUGUAUGUAUAUCGUUUAAAGGUUACCUCUAACUGAAUAAAUUACAUUAUACAGUAUUUCAUACUGCUUUGGUAAAGUC